Molecule: messenger RNA, 6550 nt
Organism: Caretta caretta (loggerhead turtle)
Lineage: Eukaryota; Metazoa; Chordata; Testudines; Cheloniidae
Source: RefSeq, a predicted model, not a curated record
AUUCCACUUGCACCAUUGCCUGCUUGCUUGCUCUUCAGAAACCGGUUAACAGGUGUGAUUGAUUGUUGUAGCUUAUAACUGUAGCACAGUUCUUUCUAUGCAAGCCUAUUUCAUUCUUAAGCUAAAAAGCAUUAGAGAGAAAACCCAUUUAAAACAAUAAAACAACCUAUAUACAUAUUAAUAAGCUUAGAAGAAUUAACCCCAGCCCUAACAUGGAUUCUGGCAGGAGCAGUCCUUCAGUCCCCCAGCCAAAAGAAGUCCUUUUAGUUACCAGUUCAUGACAGCUUCAGUUCAGAACAAGCACACUCAUAAAAUGUUUAGUUCACCCUUUAUAUGGUUCAGGGAUCUUUGAUCUGAAAGCAGGUAAUGAGUAUAUAGUGGGUCUCUCUCUCUCUUGCAAUGGCUGUCUUCAAAAGAUAGGCUUUGGAAGGGAGAAUUUGCUUUGUCCUCUUCCCAAGGUACUUCAUAGGAAAUCCACUUCACAUAUACUGUUCCAAAAGACCUCUGAAUUUCCUAAUAUCUUCCAAGAUUGCAUUACCCUUGUCUUCCUGCUUAAAAAGUUCCACACAAUGUCCUUACAUAAACAUUUGCAUUUCUAAUACAAUGAACUCAGAAGAUGUUAAACUUAAUGGAAUAAAUUUUAACUUAAUUCAAUGAAGUUUGUUCAGGAUAUAACAGAAUACUGUCCAUCUGUUUAAAAAACUGUAUGACAUGUUUUGUGAGGUAUGAAGCAACCCUUCGUAGUAGCACAUCCUGUCCUCAGAAUUGUUGGAUCAUAUUAAAGAAGUUCUGUAUUAAAAUCACAAAUGAGUUUGAUUCCCCAUAGUUUAAAUUCCAGGGUAUUACUAAUUAAGAGGUCUCUUGGUUUUUGGUACUGUUUCUCUUCCUCUAUGUGUGAAACUUGCAAGCUGCUAAUUGCGUUAGUACAUUCUAAGACAGAGUCUGUUCUCAAAGCAAUUCGCACAGAGAGAAAUUCAAAGCAAUACUCUCUAACAACAGAAACAGCACCCAGAGACUCCCUGCCCUUUUGUUGUAUUAACAAUUAUGAUUAAAAUAGAGAUAGAGAAUGUAUGUGGAUGGAUGCUUGGUGUGGAUAAUAACUGAAUGAUCAGGGAGGUGCCAGCCUAAGAAUCCAGUGUCCAUCGGCUGAAGAAGGCGUCAAGUGGAAAUAACCAGAGGACCCCCGGAGGGCAGACUGGAAUCCACCCAACAGCCUCAAGAAUGGGAGAACCAAAGAACAAGAUAACAUCUGGCAGCACGGAGCCGUCAGGAAUGUGCUAUCUGCUGAUUGAUUCAGCAACAGCAUGAUGAAGCAAUUCUCAUAGACUGGCAUAGGAAGAAAUUCCUAUAAAAAUGGACUCUAGAAAGUGAGAACGUUGGGGUCUGAUUCUGCAAACCAACUUCCAGGAGUAUCAGAUGAGCAUCUGACAAGGCCCUGCUCCCUCCUCAUGUCCAGGCCACCUGGCCAGUGGCUUGGCAUGAGCAACUCUAAGGCUGCUAAUUCCAGUCUUCUUGGAGGUGGAGGGGUGGAUGGCUGUAUACACAGAGCUGCUGGGCCCUGCCUAGUUGCUGAAUGUCGCAAUUUGUGUGGCUGUGAGACUGGACAAGCUAAAAUUACUUGUGGAUAUGACCUGCCUGCCAAAUAUGUCAUUCAUACAGUGGGACCAAUAGCAAGAGGCCAUAUCAGUGAUACUCAUAAAGAAGACCUGGCAAGUUGCUAUAAAUCAUCCCUGAAACUGGCAAAAGAAAACAAUAUCAGAUCAAUUGCAUUCCCCUGUAUUUCAACAGGAAUUUAUGGUUUUCCAAAUGAGCCUGCUGCUGUUAUUGCCCUUACCACUAUUAAGGAAUGGUUGAACAAGAAUCACAAUGAGCUGGAUCGUGUCAUCUUCUGCGUCUUUUUGGAGGUCGACUACAAAAUUUUCAAGAAGAAAAUGAGCGAAUAUUUCCCCACAGAUGAUGAUAAUGAAGAGGAGAGUGAGAUAAGUGAGGAUACAGAGGGAUUGGAACAAAAAGGCCAGUCACCAUCUCCCUUGAAGUGCAAAUCAAAGAAAUCUGAGAACCUAAAGGAUGAUGAUGAGGACGAUAAAAGCAGAGAAGAGAAGCAAAGUAAUGAAGAAACUGAGGGCCAGAGCCAAGAAGCAGAUGAGGCAAAACCGACAGCUGUACCCAGCCCACCAUCAGAAGAAGGAAUAGAGCUGUGCGAGGAUAAAGAUUCCUCAAAAGAGUCCGAAGCCACACAAGAGAAUGACCCAGCACAUCAUGCAAUGUGUGAAGAAGAUCAAGAUGAAGGACAACAGGAUGUUUCCACAAUUGAUGAAAUGAAAACUCAGACAGAUUCCCAGAGCUCCUGCAUGGAAACAGAAGAGCCCUUGUCAAAUAAAGAGGAUGCAAUCAAGGUCGAGAAGCCAAUGACUCCUAUAGUAGAUGAAAACAAAGAAGAAAGCAAAGAAGAAGAGACAGGAGCAGCACAAGGGAAAGGGAAGCUAUCUGCAGAGGCAAUGACAGUUGAAAAUCCAUGUGACACAGAAAACAUUUCAAGUAAUGAUGCUGAAAUGAAUAGUCAGGUUGAAAGUAUAAAUGAACUUUCAGAAAUGCAGCCGGAAGAUUAACAAAUAGAAGAACAAUAUGAGAGAAGAGAACAAUGGGGUGAAACGUGAACGGCAGUCAUUAGCAUUGUAUGGCAUCAUUCUAACUAUCGGCAGAAAGCGCAUCGGAAGGUGCCCCAUGGGAUGGGAGGGGAAGGGAGAUAAGGGAAAAUGAAUGUUUGUUUUAAUUCCUCUUAAUUCUCAAUUGCAUUUUGUUCUGUAAACCUGUUUUAAAAGAAAAAAAAGCUUCCCUACUUUGGUCAUGAUGUCCCACUUCAAGCAAUGUUUUGCAUUGUCCUGGCAGUUACAGCAACUUCUAGGUCCUGGGUAAUAUUGGAGAUGCUUAUUCUCCCCCCCCCCCCCCCAACACACACACAUACACUCUAUCACUAGCCUCUGAAUCUCAUUUCCCAAUGAGGGCACAUCAUCCAAGCAACUGGUGGGAAUGGGAUUUUUUUGGAUUCUCUGGGAUAAAUUUGGGGCUUUGGCUUGAGGAUGUGGACUGCCACAAAGCAUCAUAAAUCACAGAACACUGUGUAUCUUAGGAAUUUUAAGAACAGCUGUUCCAAACAAUCCCUGUAUUAAUAGUGAAGUUAUAGCACAGUGCCCAACUCCAGCAACAUCAGUCAGGAAUUCCUGACUGCAAGUACCAGUGCAAAAUAUUUAGAGCUUUUAGAACAAUGACCCCUGCCACUAUGGAGAUAGUAAAAGAGCUAGAAGGAGUGUUUCCUAGUGCACAGUAGAAUCCAACCUAAGCUUCACACUAUAAACUUGGAAAUCUGGAUGCUUCAGGAUGUCUUAUUGCUGUAUUGCUCACUGGGAGAAUGGAGACGUCUGUUGCCCAUUGCUGAUCUAUCUAAAUCUUCUGGUCAUAGCACAGCAUGUGAUGCAAAGUAAUGCAGUUAGUGCAUCGAUUCUGUUCUCUUCUAGUGAAUUUGCACUUCUAAAAGUAAAUAAUUAUUUUAAGUGGGUACUUAAAGUACCUGUGGGCAACUAAUACUUUGCACAGCCUGUGAGUAAUGGAGGAUAACAGGCAUUCUGCAUCCAGCACAUCUUUAAAUAUAGUUUAUGGCUUUAACAACUUCACUGUACCUUGUGUCAGCCCUCAUUAUAUUUUCUACUGCAUAUGCAUGAUUUUUAAAAAUGCAAUUAACAGUUAUUUCGUUAAGAAUGUUUUACCAUAUGUCAUUUGUUCUGCCAGCAAGUGCUGCAUUCAGAAAAGAGGGCUUAUGUACAUUUUUUCAACAGUACUGUAAAUUUAAUUGAUACACGAGACUGAAGGAGCACACAGCAUGUGUCCAGGGUCUGAUGUUCUGCAAAAUAUAAUGGUGUUAAAAACAACUAGAGCUUUUUUUUUUUUUAAACAUUCCGAGAUUCUGGUUUUGCUUGAAUAUGUACGCUCUUUCCCCCAAUCCUGAAAUGAUGACUGACUGGCACGCAAAAAAAAAAAAAAAAAAAAAAAAGUUGAGAGGAGACUGAAAUGUAUUGGCCCUAUUCUGAUCAAUGGAUUUGUGCCAAGUUCACACUGAUAUAACUGUGAGCCCUGUAUGUAUAUAAACAGUUUGACGGCUGCUGGCAUUUGCAGGUUGAUCGGAAAUAAUGACGGGACAAACCGGGAUCUAAAACAAGACCUGCAGAUUUGUCUCUGGGAGUGUGGCCACUAGGAGUGCCUGACAUCUUCCAAUGAGCUGAUUUUAUGUGCCUCUAGCAUUGGAGCCGCUUGAUGACCCCAAGGGGGAGGAGGGCAUUGUCUGCAGUCACUUCCUGUGGCAUUGUUAGGGAACAUGGGGUGGGGGCUUCCAAGGCUUUUGGAUUUCUGUUUGGAGGCUAGUAGAUAUUUCUUUUUGAGCAUGAUCAGCUUUGAAAGAAACUAGGUUUCAGAUGUAAUUAAUCCUGUUAGUGCCUGUUAAAACAGUGCCAGGAUUAUACCAUACUUACUACGUGGGGUCAGAAUGCAUUUUGGACAUCCCUUCCCCUACCCUUAGACGCUUCUAUGCCUCUCUCCUUUUCCAUUCCUGUUAGCUUGACCGAAGGUAUCUUCGGGACCACACCCCUGAAUGUUAUUUUCCUUCUGUCCCUACAUUUGUUUCUGGCUGAUUCCAAUUGCAGCAGUCAAAGGACCAGCAGCUUGUGUAUCUGCAUGAUGCACAUACAGUAUGUUUCAUUAUCAAAUGAUUUCUCUUUAAAUAGCCUGUCAUAAUAGAACCGAUACCGUUUCUGAGGGAAAAAAUAAAUGUACUGGGUAACAAUAAUGUUAAUCCUCCAUUUGUGUGUGUCCUCUUUAAAAAGGCAAAGAUUGAAGGGCUCCCUUUGUUUGUAGAGCUAGGGAAACUCCUCCAUAAAGCAUUUGGAAAGUCAAUUGGUGUAAGCGUUCUAAAGCGUGGUGGGAAACUGUGUGGGCCAGAUUUUCAGUUUUAAAUUGUCACAGCUCCACUGAGUGGGGCUGAGGUAGGGCAAUAUCCACAAGGCAUGGAUCUGGUCCUAUGUGUUUAAUUCUGAAGUUGUACAUGUAUGAUUUUCACAGUCUUCCACGUACAACGCUAGAGAACUGCAGGCUGCUGCUAGCUGAGUAUCCUCAAUGUUAGUGAGAUUCAGGCUCAGCAAGGAGCAGACAAGGAAGAUCAAUGCGAGAGACUGAUUAAAGAGGGGUGUUCAAAAAUAUACAGAGAGACAAGACAAUCCUUAAACUCCUUGGCAGUACUGACUGAUAUUAAAAAUAAUUAACUCCACAAAUACUUCAGGUUAGAGACUCCUUAUAACCAGUGACAGUAAUUUCAUUGCUACCCUCGUUUAACCUUGGUUCUCUUUAACAGCAGAGAUUCUUUGAAGCUGUGAAACUUUUGCCUGAGGACUCUGCAGCAAGUGUGAAGCACAGGCAGGAAGUGUAGAGUAAGAAAAUGUAUGAGUUGAUUAAAUCUUAACAGUCCAAUUUUCAGUCAUGAGUGUGUAGCUUGAUUUCCUUGCUUUUUUGUCAAUGUGGCUUUGGGGUUGCAUCUGUUUAGGAUUUUUUAAUGAAAAACAUUAAUAAAACGAUGUACGCACAGUUAGGCAAUUUGAUUCUGAGCUCUUUGGUUAUUGCUGGACUGGUUGCACCCUGAAUGCAGCCACCUUUGAUUUUGCUGGAGCUACAGAAGUAGAGAGUUGGCUCUGUAGAAGAAUAAAUAUCAGAAAUAGAUUAAUGCCACUAUAACAGGAGUUUUGGUUAACAACUAAAAUUUUUAUCACAGUAUGUUCUGUAUAGAAAAUAGAACCCCUAAAUUAGUGGUGUUUGCAUCCAAAUAUUAGAAUAUGCUUUCACUGUUCCAAUUGAAAAAGUGCUUAUUCUACAAUUAGGAGCAUCAAUCUAUUUUUCCUGCAGCUAGCGAUUGCUCUGAUGACGGACAAGUUUCCUUUCCUACAGGCUUACAAAGGAGAUGUCUGAGACACUGUCUGUAAUAUCGGGUCACAUAUUAUUCACUACAGCUAAUUGUAAAUCUUUCUAUGGCGCGCUGAAAAGCCUGUUUGUGAAUUAACACUGUUCUGCUUUAUGCAUUUGAUUGAAAAAGAUAUUUCUCUAUAUGCAGUGCAUGUCUGCUUUGCUUUUAAAAUUACAAAGUUAGCAGAAUAUGUUGGAUAUAUUUUCUUGGGGAAUAGGGGUUUUUAUCAUACGAUUCAUCAAGGAUUUGCCUUACCCUGACAUUUGUGAUAUAAAGGAAAGUCAGAAAAAUGUAAUUUUCUUGAUCAAAAAUAUGUUUUUACUUAAAUGCAAAUAAAUGUAGUCUGUUGCUUGCACAAUAUAUGGUAUAGUGGCUAAAUAGGUUAACACGUCUUUUUUGUUAAUCUGAGAUUUACAUGCUGAAUUUCCUUAUGAAUCUGUUGUUUUUUCCUUUGUCUGUGCCAUACAUCUGAAAACUUAAACUAAUGAUGCCUUCAUACUACAAUGUUUGUUAAAGCAAAAUGUUAAUAAAAACUUGUUCUGAGGACAA